AUGCAGUCUGUUUACAGAUUGGUAUCGACUGUAAAUCAAUUUUACAGAGAAAUAAAUCCUUCGACGCUUUCAGGUGCUAUUGAUGUCAUCGUUGUUCAACAACCUAAUGGUGAUCUUGCAUGUUCGCCAUUUCAUGUCAGAUUUGGGAAACUUUCCGUUUUGAGGCCGCAAGAAAAAAAGGUUGAAAUGACCGUUAAUGGCAAAGUCGUUGAUUUUCCAAUGAAGAUAGGUGAAGCGGGUGAAGCAUUUUUUGUUUUCGAGACUGAUAAGAUGGUCCCAGAGGAAUUUCAAACGUCUCCACUUACAGGACCUACUCAACCUACCUUAAAUGAAGAGCCCGAUUUUCUUGAUUUAAGCGCUUCAAGCUCUCAAAACUUACCGGUUUCGAAAGAGAGUGCUCCAAUUUAUGAUUUUGGACGUAAUAAUGUUCUUGGAAAUGAUUUUGGCACAGAAGAAGGGGCUUCCGAUCCAGAAAACAUUGCUGAUUUAUCUGCAAUUUCACAAGAUGCAGUAGUUGCUGUUGGUUUCUCAUCAGAUGAUGAAACAAACGCAGGAAAAGUAGUUAUACAGGUUGAUCCUGCUACCCCGGAAAUCGAAGGAAAAAAUUUAAUUAAACAGACGAAUUUAAAUAUUAUAGAAGAAAUUAAUUUAGAACAGGAUUUAAAAUCUGAAUAUGAUUCCGGAUCAAAUAUAAUAUUACCUGAAAAGAGCGAAAUGAAUGGAGUGCCUGACCAUAUCCCUCAUGAAAUACGAGACGAGGGUGUCGAACACGAUACUGUCCAAACAAAUGAUACGUCUUAUGAUGAUUUGUCCUCAACAAUUGAAACUCGAUCUGACUCGCAUUCUGAAUCUAAAAUUGAUGAUGUUAUGACUCGACAAUCAUCCGUUGAUGGUGAACUGCUUGAAGACGAGAAAUUAAAUAAUGAAAGGUCCUUAUCAAUGCCGUUGAUUCAUUCAAAUUGGGGAAAAUCUGAAGGUCCCUUUUCUGACACUGAGCUGGAUGACCCUCGGAAACCUGAAAAAAUGUCAGAACGACGCAUACAUGGAACUAGUCCUUUAAGCGAUACAGAAUUAGAGUAUGAACCUGUAAAGCAUUCAAAGAAUGCUGAAGAAUGGUCAUGGCGCUGGGGGGCGCUACCUGUCAGAAAAUCUGAUGAAAUGGAACGUUGGCAAGAAAGUCCUGGCAGCAAGGAAUGGAAAGAUCCUGAAAAACAAGUUGAAAAUACAUCUGGUGUUCAUAUUGGUGAUAAAACUUAUUCUUUUGAAAUGUCUCUUUGCGGUGGUGAUAAUUUUGGAAAGGAUGAGAAAACAGAUGCUGAGUUGUUUCAUAAGCAUUUAAUCUCUUUCGAACAUUUUAUGAAGAAUCCCCAACUUUUAAAUGAUAAGGCGCUGGUUUUUAAAUAUGAAAACCGAUACCUUACAUGGGCUACAGCAGCUCCACUAAUUAUAUCUCUUGUCGUAUUCAAACAACCACUUCCUGACUCUUCCAUGGCACUUUUGACUAGUGAUAAUUCUGAAGAUAAACGGAGAUAUAGCUUACGAGGAUUUAGUCGAUGGUGGAACCGUUCCAGUUCAAAGUCUGCAGACACUAUAAAAGAGAAUAGUGAAGACGAAGCACAGAAUAAUGAAAAAAAUGAAAAUACUAGUAAACCUCAAGAAGAAAACCAGUUUUAUGCCAAAACGCUCCGUCUAACAUCAGAGCAGCUAAAAAGCCUUAACCUUAAGAAGGGAGCAAACACCAUGACAUUUACUGUUCAAACCUAUUAUCAAGGCAAGUCUACAUGCGUAGCAAAAUUAUUCUAUUGGGAUAAUGAUACACAGAUUGUUAUCUCAGAUAUCGAUGGAACUAUUACGAAGUCGGAUGCUCUUGGUCACGUAUUUACAAUGAUCGGUAAAGAUUGGACGCAUUAUGGUGUUGCAAAAUUAUAUUCAGAUAUCCAUAAAAAUGGUUAUCAAAUUUUGUAUUUAACGAGUAGAGCUAUCGGGCAAGCGCAUUAUACUAGAGAUUAUUUAGAAAAAGUAAAGCAAGAUAAAUAUCAAUUACCUGAUGGUCCAGUAAUUAUGUCUCCUGAUCGUUUAUUAACAGCUUUUCACAGAGAAGUAAUAAUGCGUAAACCUGAAGUUUUUAAAAUAGCGUGUUUACGUGAUGUGAAAAAGCUAUUUGGAGAUAGAAAUCCUUUUUAUGGUGGAUUUGGAAAUAGGAUAACUGAUGCUUUGUCUUAUCGAAGUGUAAAUGUUUCAUCCUCAAGGAUAUUUACGAUUGAUCCAAACGGAGAAGUAAAAUUAGAAUUAUUAUCAGGAUAUAAGUCAUCUUAUUUUGAUUUGAGUGAUUUGGUUGAUCAAAUGUUUCCUCAUAUUGGUAACAAAUGGGAUACAGUUUACAAUGAUUGGAAUUAUUGGAAACCUAAUUUACUAGAAAUUGAAUUACCUCCAGAAAUAUAUGAUGUGUCACCACCAAAAAGUCCAUCUAAUUCACCGAUUUUAGGUAGCAAUGAUCUCCCAAACAAACCAUUACGCAUACAAACUGCUCCUGGAAUACUUGAAUCCUCUGUCUUAGCUUCUUCCACAGGACUACCUGAUACAGAUAACCAAUAUGAUGAGGAUGAUAGUGAUUUUGAAGAAGACAUACCGGCAGAAGAAGACAUACCGGGAGAAAUUGAUUUAAGGGACUAUCCAUAUUGA
Molecule: messenger RNA, 2682 nt
Organism: Dentiscutata erythropus
Lineage: Eukaryota; Fungi; Glomeromycota; Glomeromycetes; Diversisporales; Gigasporaceae
Source: the annotation of a GenBank genome assembly